AUGAGAGCAAGUAUCCCUGCCUUCCCUCCUCACGUCCCUGCCUUCCCUCCUCACGUCCCUGCCUUCCCUCCUCACGUCCCUGCCUUCCCUCCUCACGUCCCUGCCUUCCCUCCUCACGUCCCUGCCUUCCCUCCUCACGUCCCUGCCUUCCCUCCUCACGUCCCUGCCUUCCCUCCUCACGUCCCUGCCUUCCCUCCUCACGUCCCUGCCUUCCCUCCUCACGUCCCUGCCUUCCCUCCUCACGUCCCUGCCUUCCCUCCUCACGUCCCUGCCUUCCCUCCUCACGUCCCUGCCUUCCCUCCUCACGUCCCUGCCUUCCCUCCUCACGUCCCUGCCUUCCCUCCUCACGUCCCUGCCUUCCCUCCUCACGUCCCUGCCUUCCCUCCUCACGUCCCUGCCUUCCCUCCUCACGUCCCUGCCUUCCCUCCUCACGUCCCUGCCUUCCCUCCUCACGUCCCUGCCUUCCCUCCUCACGUCCCUGCCUUCCCUCCUCACGUCCCUGCCUUCCCUCCUCACGUCCCUGCCUUCCCUCCUCACGUCCCUGCCUUCCCUCCUCACGUCCCUGCCUUCCCUCCUCACGUCCCUGCCUUCCCUCCUCACGUCCCUGCCUUCCCUCCUCACGUCCCUGCCUUCCCUCCUCACGUCCCUGCCUUCCCUCCUCACGUCCCUGCCUUCCCUCCUCACGUCCCUGCCUUCCCUCCUCACGUCCCUGCCUUCCCUCCUCACGUCCCUGCCUUCCCUCCUCACGUCCCUGCCUUCCCUCCUCACGUCCCUGCCUUCCCUCCUCACGUCCCUGCCUUCCCUCCUCACGUCCCUGCCUUCCCUCCUCACGUCCCUGCCUUCCCUCCUCACGUCCCUGCCUUCCCUCCUCACGUCCCUGCCUUCCCUCCUCACGUCCCUGCCUUCCCUCCUCACGUCCCUGCCUUCCCUCCUCACGUCCCUGCCUUCCCUCCUCACGUCCCUGCCUUCCCUCCUCACGUCCCUGCCUUCCCUCCUCACGUCCCUGCCUUCCCUCCUCACGUCCCUGCCUUCCCUCCUCACGUCCCUGCCUUCCCUCCUCACGUCCCUGCCUUCCCUCCUCACGUCCCUGCCUUCCCUCCUCACGUCCCUGCCUUCCCUCCUCACGUCCCUGCCUUCCCUCCUCACGUCCCUGCCUUCCCUCCUCACGUCCCUGCCUUCCCUCCUCACGUCCCUGCCUUCCCUCCUCACGUCCCUGCCUUCCCUCCUCACGUCCCUGCCUUCCCUCCUCACGUCCCUGCCUUCCCUCCUCACGUCCCUGCCUUCCCUCCUCACGUCCCUGCCUUCCCUCCUCACGUCCCUGCCUUCCCUCCUCACGUCCCUGCCUUCCCUCCUCACGUCCCUGCCUUCCCUCCUCACGUCCCUGCCUUCCCUCCUCACGUCCCUGCCUUCCCUCCUCACGUCCCUGCCUUCCCUCCUCACGUCCCUGCCUUCCCUCCUCACGUCCCUGCCUUCCCUCCUCACGUCCCUGCCUUCCCUCCUCACGUCCCUGCCUUCCCUCCUCACGUCCCUGCCUUCCCUCCUCACGUCCCUGCCUUCCCUCCUCACGUCCCUGCCUUCCCUCCUCACGUCCCUGCCUUCCCUCCUCACGUCCCUGCCUUCCCUCCUCACGUCCCUGCCUUCCCUCCUCACGUCCCUGCCUUCCCUCCUCACGUCCCUGCCUUCCCUCCUCACGUCCCUGCCUUCCCUCCUCACGUCCCUGCCUUCCCUCCUCACGUCCCUGCCUUCCCUCCUCACGUCCCUGCCUUCCCUCCUCACGUCCCUGCCUUCCCUCCUCACGUCCCUGCCUUCCCUCCUCACGUCCCUGCCUUCCCUCCUCACGUCCCUGCCUUCCCUCCUCACGUCCCUGCCUUCCCUCCUCACGUCCCUGCCUUCCCUCCUCACGUCCCUGCCUUCCCUCCUCACGUCCCUGCCUUCCCUCCUCACGUCCCUGCCUUCCCUCCUCACGUCCCUGCCUUCCCUCCUCACGUCCCUGCCUUCCCUCCUCACGUCCCUGCCUUCCCUCCUCACGUCCCUGCCUUCCCUCCUCACGUCCCUGCCUUCCCUCCUCACGUCCCUGCCUUCCCUCCUCACGUCCCUGCCUUCCCUCCUCACGUCCCUGCCUUCCCUCCUCACGUCCCUGCCUUCCCUCCUCACGUCCCUGCCUUCCCUCCUCACGUCCCUGCCUUCCCUCCUCACGUCCCUGCCUUCCCUCCUCACGUCCCUGCCUUCCCUCCUCACGUCCCUGCCUUCCCUCCUCACGUCCCUGCCUUCCCUCCUCACGUCCCUGCCUUCCCUCCUCACGUCCCUGCCUUCCCUCCUCACGUCCCUGCCUUCCCUCCUCACGUCCCUGCCUUCCCUCCUCACGUCCCUGCCUUCCCUCCUCACGUCCCUGCCUUCCCUCCUCACGUCCCUGCCUUCCCUCCUCACGUCCCUGCCUUCCCUCCUCACGUCCCUGCCUUCCCUCCUCACGUCCCUGCCUUCCCUCCUCACGUCCCUGCCUUCCCUCCUCACGUCCCUGCCUUCCCUCCUCACGUCCCUGCCUUCCCUCCUCACGUCCCUGCCUUCCCUCCUCACGUCCCUGCCUUCCCUCCUCACGUCCCUGCCUUCCCUCCUCACGUCCCUGCCUUCCCUCCUCACGUCCCUGCCUUCCCUCCUCACGUCCCUGCCUUCCCUCCUCACGUCCCUGCCUUCCCUCCUCACGUCCCUGCCUUCCCUCCUCACGUCCCUGCCUUCCCUCCUCACGUCCCUGCCUUCCCUCCUCACGUCCCUGCCUUCCCUCCUCACGUCCCUGCCUUCCCUCCUCACGUCCCUGCCUUCCCUCCUCACGUCCCUGCCUUCCCUCCUCACGUCCCUGCCUUCCCUCCUCACGUCCCUGCCUUCCCUCCUCACGUCCCUGCCUUCCCUCCUCACGUCCCUGCCUUCCCUCCUCACGUCCCUGCCUUCCCUCCUCACGUCCCUGCCUUCCCUCCUCACGUCCCUGCCUUCCCUCCUCACGUCCCUGCCUUCCCUCCUCACGUCCCUGCCUUCCCUCCUCACGUCCCUGCCUUCCCUCCUCACGUCCCUGCCUUCCCUCCUCACGUCCCUGCCUUCCCUCCUCACGUCCCUGCCUUCCCUCCUCACGUCCCUGCCUUCCCUCCUCACGUCCCUGCCUUCCCUCCUCACGUCCCUGCCUUCCCUCCUCACGUCCCUGCCUUCCCUCCUCACGUCCCUGCCUUCCCUCCCGUAGGUUCGGGGCCCCACUAUUUACGGUUGCGACACCAUGUGUCAUACAGCCAGUAUGCAUAUGCAAAGCUGCAGGUUUUGCAUGCAAUCCUGCUACACACAGGGCAAAGCCAGGCCUGGGCAAUUUUGGCGACAUGA
Closterium sp. Yama58-4 is the source of this 3360-nucleotide messenger RNA. Lineage: Eukaryota; Viridiplantae; Streptophyta; Zygnematophyceae; Desmidiales; Closteriaceae. The record is from the annotation of a GenBank genome assembly.